Molecule: messenger RNA, 3182 nt
Organism: Talpa occidentalis (Iberian mole)
Lineage: Eukaryota; Metazoa; Chordata; Mammalia; Eulipotyphla; Talpidae
Gene: MGRN1
Product: mahogunin ring finger 1
Exons: 17
Coding region: 211-1827 (538 amino acids)
Biological process (GO): negative regulation of G protein-coupled receptor signaling pathway; protein ubiquitination; endosome to lysosome transport
Cellular component (GO): early endosome; cytoplasm; nucleus
Molecular function (GO): ubiquitin protein ligase activity
Source: RefSeq, a predicted model, not a curated record
GGAAGCUUCGGCCUCAACGUGCGGGCGCCAGGACCGCGCGGAGCCAGUUCCGGGGCGGUCCCGAACUCCCAGUCCCAGAAUGCCCCGGUUUAUUUGCAUCGUUCCGUUCCGAGUGACGUCAACUGAGUGAGGCCGCACCUCGGCCAAUGGGUGGCCGCGGAGUGUUAGGACCUGGCCAUAUAAGGAAACUACUUUGCUUCCCACUUUUUCAUGGGCGGCGAGAAGUUUGACACCCCCCACCCUGAAGGUUACCUCUUCGGGGAGAACAUGGACCUGAACUUCCUGGGCAAUCGCCCCGUCCAGUUUCCUUAUGUCACCCCCGCGCCCCAUGAGCCCGUGAAGACGCUGAGGAGCCUCGUGAACAUCCGGAAAGACUCCCUCCGGCUUGUGAGGUACAAAGACGAUGCCGAUAGCCCCUGCGAGGACGGCGAGAAGCCUCGGGUGCUCUACAGCCUGGAGUUCACCUUUGACGCCGACGCCCGCGUGGCCGUCACCAUCUACUGCCAGGCAGUGGAGGAGGUUCUGAACGGGGCGGCCGUGUACAGCCCCAGGAGCCCUGCGCUGCAGUCAGAGACCGUCCACUACAAGAGAGGGGUGAGCCAGCAGUUCUCCCUGCCCUCCUUCAAGCUCGACUUCUCGGAGUGGAAGGACGACGAGCUGAACUUCGACCUGGACCGGGGCGUGUUCCCAGUGGUCAUCCAGGCUGUGGUGGAUGAAGGGGACGUUGUGGAGGUGCCUGGCCAUGCCCAUGUGCUCCUGGCCGCCUUUGAGAAGCACGUUGACGGCAGCUUCUCCGUGAAGCCCCUGAAGCAGAAGCAGAUUGUGGACCGGGUCAGCUACCUGCUGCAGGAGAUCUAUGGCAUCGAAAACAAGAACCACCAGGAGACCAAGCCCUCGGACGAGGAGAGCAGCGACAACAGCAGCGAGUGUGUGGUGUGCCUGUCGGACCUGCGGGACACGCUGAUCCUGCCCUGCCGCCACCUGUGUCUCUGCAACUCCUGCGCUGACACACUGCGCUACCAGGCCAGCAACUGCCCCAUCUGCCGGCUGCCCUUCCGGGCCCUUCUGCAGAUCCGGGCCGUGCGGAAGAAGCCAGGAGCCCUGUCCCCCGUCUCCUUCAGCCCUGUCCUGGCCCAGAGCAUGGAGCAUGACGAGCACUCUUGUCCCUUUAAAAAAUCAAAGUCGCACCCCGCCUCACUGGCCAGCAAGAAACCUAAAAGGGAACCAGGCUCGGACAGCGUCCCACCUGGCUACGAGCCCAUCUCCCUGCUCGAGGCUCUCAAUGGCCUCCGGGCCAUCUCUCCGGCCAUCCCUUCCGCUCCCCUUUAUGAGGAAAUCACCUACUCGGGCGUCUCGGAUGGCCUGUCCCAGGCCAGUUGUCCACUUGCUGGGGUGGAUCGCGUCACGGACGGCGGCCACCAGAAGGUCAAACCAAGGAGCAAGUCCCCUGACAGCACCCUGCGGUCCCCGUCGUCCCCCAUCCACGAAGAGGAUGAGGAGAAGCUCUCCCAGGACUUGGAGGCUCCUCCACUGAGUGGGGCGGGGCUGGUGCUGAGCAGCCCCCCAGAGAGUUUCGUGGCAGAGGAGGUCGAUGAGACGUUGUCAUUAAAUCAAGGGAGCCGAGCACCCUCCAUUGAGAAUGUGCUGCAGGACGGCAGCCCCGAGCGCUGUGGCCACAGCCAGCCGGGCCCACCUGCUGACAUCUACCUGCCAGGUUGGUCCACCUCCAUGGAGACGCCCCGCAGCCUCCGCGCCACCAGCACCCUCCGGCCUCCGCUCGGCAGUCCCAGUCCUGACCCCGGGACCACUGAGCUGACCCCACUCUGAGAGCCUGGCCCUGCUGGCAGCUGGAGCCCUCCGCUCCUCAGACUCUCCGAGGGGCUGCCCAGACUCUAGCACGCCCCCAGCCUCUCCCGUUUGCACGCCCUGCGUGCCGCUGGCUCCCGGGGCCCUGGCGACCCUGACUGAGGAGCACAGUGGGCCGACCCCUCUGACGAACCCCUUGCAACGGUUGAUGUGUUUGUAAAUGGUACAAGAUGAAGGACAGCGUCCAGUCCCAGUGUCGCGCUGAGGCUUCCCCAAUCCCUGCCAGCUCAGGCAGGCGCGGCCAGAAGGUUGACCCCCUCCCAGGAACUCAGCACGCUGGCAGGAGACAAUUCCCCGGGUGAAGCGGUGCCUUCACAGCCCCGCUGUGGGGGCUUGUUGCUGGGAGGCGAGGACACCGGCUGAGUUGCAGCCAAUGAAGGAAAAGUGCCUGCCCCUCCCCCAGGCAUGCCCGCCGUGGCUGGCUCUGCUUCCUGGAGCCCUCUGCGGUGGCUGUGCUGAGGCCUUGGCUCCCCGCUGCUGCCCCUCUCCCGCUCCACAACACCCCCUUGCUCCCCUCCCCGCCCCCCAGCCCCGCCUGCGCCCUGGACGGCCUGUGGUGUACCCCAGGCCCUGGCCUGGCCUGAGGCGAAGGCAGAGGUGUGGACGGGGCCCUACUGCAGCCUCGCCCCUGCUCAGAGGGGUUCUGCUGCGGGCCGACACCCGUGGGUGGAGGGCGCCCCUCUGGCAGCGGUGCUGGUGGCCACCUGCCCAGGCGGGGCUUGAAUCGCCCCCUCCCCUCUGCCAUUUCACAUCACCUUGCAUUUCUCUGAUUUGUUCUGUCGGGGCCCCUGUUAAGGACCUCUCUGGGGUGGGGGGAUCAGGGCCUGACAGCCCACUGGGGAGACAAGUCUCAUUUGAGGCAACCUCGUCUUUUUUAAAGAUAGACCUGAGCAACAAAGCAAAGGGGUGCCUGGCCUGGGAGGUGGAGGGACCCCGUCCCAGGUGCUGGCCCUGCUGGAAGGCCUGGGCGGGCAGUGUCAGUGCGGCGUGCCAGCUGCAGGGCGGCACUGGGGCCAGCGGCCCGGCAGGAUGGGGCUGAGCAGUGAGCAGCUGUCUAGUGCUCCCGCUGCCCGCCAUGGGCUGGCCGCCUCCCUCCAGGCACCCAUGCCCUCCUGCCAGGGCCCAUGUGCCGUGGGCAGCAGUGCUGCCCUGCUGGGAGGGCGGGCUGCAGACCGGCCUGUGUCGGUCAUAUGUGUGCUGUCACUUGACGUACUCUGGUUGGCUGGUUUUUGUCCGUUUUUACUGUAUAUUUGUAGUAAUAAAAUCACGCAGCGUUAUCGUGUCUGCGCCUCCCUCCAUGCAUGGCUGCUGCUGUG